Messenger RNA from Suillus discolor, 644 nucleotides. RefSeq lists its product as uncharacterized. The coding region runs from base 75 to 644 and encodes 189 amino acids. Lineage: Eukaryota; Fungi; Basidiomycota; Agaricomycetes; Boletales; Suillaceae. The transcript has a single exon. The record is from RefSeq and is a predicted model, not a curated record.
GUGGCUACAUUAUUUCUGAGUGCCAGAUACAGCGCUCACGCGCAAGCAAUCACAGAACCAUCCUGAAUUCAAAUAUGUCUCAUCGACUGCAAUGGACGUACAGAGAUUCAUUCAAAUCUUCGGCGGCAUCAUUUUGCACAGCACACCGCAUCUGCAUGUAUCAGCUCAAGGUUAUCGCCACCCAGGCUUAUCAUCGGCUGAUCGAAGAAGUUGGUCUUCCCAUCCCAAAAUACCAGCCCACGUACACCACUAAUGGUCCACCUGGCAAGAAGGGUCAGAACCAGAAUCACUAUGGAGUGCCUGGUCUGCCUUCAGGCUACCCUUCGAAUGAUCAGGGUUUGGCUUCGAUGAUGGCAUCUGACAUGGCAAAGGCUAUGUGCCAACACUUCAUGGACGCUCGCUUGAUCAAAAACGCCGCUGGUCUUGGUAGCAAUCUGUUCAAAGAUCGCGGUACUUAUGUCCUCACGCCCGAGGGUCUCCAUGUCCUGGAACGAUUCGUAUCCAAGAACGGCAUGAAUUCCGACCAUCUGCAACCUGUAUUCGCCUCUCAGCCAAUAUGCAUUACGACGUCAUGCACACAGCUCUCGAUCGACAUCGCGCAGAGUCCAGAACUUACACCCUCGAACUCGUCGAAUGUCUCCUGA